GUGUCGCUACGGUUUGACAACCAGUAUGAAGUUUGCAUUUAUUGGUGGUUCAUACUUACAUAGUCAAAGAGUUUCCCUCUGUUUAUACUGUGUCUAUGGUUAUCUAUUAUGGUAUAUUAUGAAAAAUAUGAAGCUUCUUACGCACAAUAUGUUAACAUCUAGAGCUAUGAAAGGGGUAACAGUCGGCUAUCCUCUGAAAAUAGUCGCUCGAGACAUCAGAGUAUCCGAAGUAGAUUUUAAUCCAGAGUAUAUCGCUAGGAUAAUUCCAAAAUUGGAUUGGACAGUGCUAUGGAAAGCUGCUGAGAGCAUAGGACAUGUUGGUGAAUUACCUCAGAUUCUAAUAGAGGACUUCGAGACAAAUGAAGAUUUUCUGAAAAAGGCUCAUCAUAUUCUGUUAGAAGUCGAAGUUAUAAACGGAGAUUUAUUGUGUCCCGAAUCUGGCAGAAAAUUUCCUAUCAACGAUGGCAUUCCAAACAUGCUUUUAAACGAAGAUGAAAUUUAAAUAACAGAACCAAAUAUUUUAAGAAUAUUAUUAUUGCCAUUGUAUCUCUAGUUAUAGUUAUCAUUGUUCCUUUAAUUACUUAAUAUUAUACACACACAUUUACAUACACACACACGCUUCUGUAUCAUAGAUCUUGUCAUUAGUUUUAUUUUUUUAUAUUGAUACAGUUAAUAUUUUAAUAAAGAUGUAAAAAAGCAA
Acromyrmex echinatior (Panamanian leafcutter ant) is the source of this 700-nucleotide messenger RNA. It is a transcript of the gene Trmt112, whose product is annotated as tRNA methyltransferase subunit 11-2. Gene Ontology annotation, biological process: peptidyl-glutamine methylation; tRNA methylation; rRNA (guanine-N7)-methylation. The record is from RefSeq and is a predicted model, not a curated record. Gene Ontology annotation, molecular function: protein heterodimerization activity. NCBI's taxonomy places the organism in Eukaryota, Metazoa, Arthropoda, Insecta, Hymenoptera, Formicidae.